Messenger RNA from Girardinichthys multiradiatus, 767 nucleotides. RefSeq names its product apoptosis facilitator Bcl-2-like protein 14. The record is from RefSeq and is a predicted model, not a curated record. Gene Ontology annotation, biological process: regulation of apoptotic process. The transcript is spliced from 7 exons. Lineage: Eukaryota; Metazoa; Chordata; Actinopteri; Cyprinodontiformes; Goodeidae. The coding region runs from base 38 to 655 and encodes 205 amino acids.
CACAGACGCGCGCUGGGAGGCAUUUAGGCAGGUGAAGAUGGAGUGUCUGCAGGAAAGCAGCAACGUGUUGCAGCUGCUGGAGGAAUACUGCAGGCUGAGGUCAUGUCCAAAGGUAUAUGCCCAGUAUCAGGGCCCUUCAAUCCCGCUAUCCAGGAGACUAUCAGGAUUUCGGCAGUUCUCCUUUUAUAAGGCUGACACCACCAGUCAAGCUGAAUCUGUGAACAAAGAGAGUACGGUCCCGGAGCGGCUGGCGAAUAUCGUGGUGUUGCCACCGUUCACCGGGCAGAACCUGCAGACACAAGAUGAGAUCAUCCAGAGACUUGUCCAGCUGAUGAUAACAUUUGGAGACGACAUUAAUGUGAAGCUCAAACAGAACCCAGCCUUGCAGCAGCAGCUUCAGAACCUAAACUAUAACCUGUUUGAGAAGCUGACUUCCACCAUGCAAAACCUGGUGGCACCAUCGGGGCGGGCGGCGGGCUCUGACAGUCCGGUCCAGCAGCAGAGGAUUGCCUGGGUCUUUGAGUUGACCAGCAGACUGUCAGCCAUCACUGUGGUCCACCGCAGGACAGUACUGCAGUUUGGAACCAGAUACAUCGAGGAAAACCACGCUGGCUGGGUCCAGCAGCAUGGAGGUUGGGAGGAAGCCUUUGAUUGAUCUGCAGAUCUGUUAGAUGAAUGCAACCAAACUGUGAAUCACCUGAAGAUAUUUAUUACUUAAGACAUUUGUCUGAAUGUUUUAGAAUAAAAUCAAAAUUACAAAAAACUGA